This is a messenger RNA of Lycium ferocissimum, 1290 nucleotides long. RefSeq lists its product as uncharacterized. Lineage: Eukaryota; Viridiplantae; Streptophyta; Magnoliopsida; Solanales; Solanaceae. The coding region runs from base 210 to 902 and encodes 230 amino acids. The transcript has 2 exons. The record is from RefSeq and is a predicted model, not a curated record.
AGAAAUUACAAGAAUAUGAAACCCAUUGCUUUCUUUCUCCCUCUCUGACGUCUUCAAAAUUUGUUGUUGCAUUGAGCAGAGUGAAAUAAAGAAGGAAUUUUUGAGUCUUGGCUAUAGAUUUUCUUCAUUCUGUGUUGCUAUUAGCUUGAGGGUGUAUCGAUUUUGAUAGUAUUAGACUGAUAUUUGGUCUCAAAUAAGGAGGUGUUUUCAUGGCGAUGGGACCAGAAAGAUCGAAACCUUUACAUAAUUUCACCUUACCAUGUGGGUUAAAGUGGGGUAACCAGAAGUAUUUAAGGUGCGUUAAGGUUGAUACGGAUGUCGGAGAAAUGUCGUCCGUUCAUCGGAGAUCAGAAUUGAUCCAACGGAGGAGACAACCGGAGCAAAAAUUCAGAUCAAUAAACGGUGAGGGAAUCGAAGCUGUGAGAGAGAAACUAAUGUUUGAUCUACAAACAGAAACUGAUAAAAUGAAAAACACGAUUUUGAAAGAAGGUUUAGAAUCUCCGGCGCCGGAAAAUGCAUCGGAAAAAGCUUGGAACUUGAGAACUCGACGUGCGGCUUGUAAUGAGCCUAACGGGUCGAAAAUUGAUGUUAAUAGAAGCAAUGGUUUGGUGCCAAUAAGGAUGGAGAAUAAUAAUAACAAUAAUAAGUCUUCAAGAUUUCGAAGUGAUUUUGCUGGUGGAGCGGCUUCUUGUAGUGGCGAGAAGAGAGAAAGGGUGAAGUAUUCGGUUCCCCUUUCGAGGAGAGAGAUUGAGGAGGAUUUCAUGGCGAUGGUUGGACAUAGACCACCUCGUAGACCCAAGAAACGAGCUAAAUUGGUUCAAAAGAAUUUGGAUACGUUAUUUCCGGGGUUAUGGUUGACGGAAAUUACACCUGACUUAUACAAAGUCCCUGAUGAUCAGUAGAUUGAAGAAAACAUCAGAUGAUUUACUUUCUGCAGAUGGGAAGUACAUUUUUUGUGAUAAACUAUGGUAUAUUUGCGACCGAUCAACUAGGGUAAUGGACUAAUGGUAGACUGCACCACCUGAAUUUGGAAAUUUGAUGAAAUCAUUGAAUUUCCUCUGUAACAGAAAGGGUGUAAACAACGCAGAAAUUUUAGCUGCUCUGGGUGAUGCAAUUUUUGUUUAACUGAUUCGAUUUGUUCAUGAUCUUAUCUAUUAUUGAUCAUUGGGAUAAGUUUAACACUGUACUGAUGUCGUUGGAUCAAAAUUAACGUUAGCUAAAUUUUUAAUGUUUCUAAGUGCAUUUGUCAAUGCCUAGUUCCUGUUGUCUGUAACUCCAAUGGUUUCUAUU